Molecule: messenger RNA, 4897 nt
Organism: Rhea pennata
Lineage: Eukaryota; Metazoa; Chordata; Aves; Rheiformes; Rheidae
Exons: 2
Coding region: 123-4589 (1488 amino acids)
Source: RefSeq, a predicted model, not a curated record
CACCGCAGCGUCACGCUUGGCGUGUGCGUGCCACCCCAGGAGAAGGAGAGGCGAGUGAGGAUGCAGCAGAGACGAUAGCAAUAGACUCUAACAAUCAGCCGAAGUCUCCACUGGAAAAGUUUAUGGUCAGACUGUGUACGCAUCACCAGAAGCAAUUCAUUCGUGUGCUAAACGACAUAUACACUGAAGUACAACCAGACUCUGAAGGCCAGCAGUUGCCUGAAUCUGAAAGCAUGGAGGCCUCUACUUGUGGCUCUGGUUGCAGCCAGCGAAGCACUGAAAAUCAGGAUAAGGGUGCUGCUUGUACUGAAUCGAAGCACCCUUCUUCCUCAGACCCAGGACUGUCAGGGUCUGAUGGCACCCUGCAUGUUACAGGACAAACCCCGAAGCAGCCUACAGAGCUGAAGUCUACGGACAGAGCAGAGAGCUCCAGUCCUGCUUUGAAAAGAGACUUCUCUGAAAUCCCCAUUACUAGACUUAAUUCUGCUAGUCCAAAGGAUAGCUCCACCCAAGGAUACCUCAGCAUGUUGAACUCUUCCUCUUUGAAUUUGCAUCAUGCCGCAAAGAACCUGGAAGGACAAGCCGCUGGACGCGAGCAAGAAACUGGUGUCAGAAAGUGUGAGGACAAUAAAGAGCAGGUAGCAGGUAAGACUCUCGUGGAAGGCUAUAUCUCUGUCAAAGUGGCAAAUGUGAAUGGCAGUGAGGACAGCUUAGACAGCUGUUUGGGGUCCCAAAAGAACUCUUUCAAAGCUUUACCUGAAGAGACUUGGGAUUCUGGCUUUAUGGUAAACUCUCCUCGCAGAGCUGACAAGGAGAAUGCUUUGCAGUGCAGCUCGAAAGCAUCUUUGCACCAGGACUUCGAUGCGAAAGAACCAGACGCGAGACCAAAGCAAGAAAACCACCUGCUGCAGGCCGCGGCCAAGGGCAAGGCGGGCUGCCACCUGCACCCGGGCGACAAGGGCCCGCUAGAGAAUUCCAAAGAGGGCUGGCUGUCCGCCAGCGCCGCGCCAGCCGCCCCCCGGGCCCCCGGCGGGCACCCCCGCGCCAAGGCGGCCUCUGCCCGUGCCACCCGCAAGAGCAAAAAGGCAUCGGGGUUGAGGAUAAACGACUACGACAACCAGUGCGACGUCGUCUACAUCAGCCAGCCCAUCACGGAGUGCCACUUCGAGAGCCAGCGGUCGGUGGCGUCCCGCAAGACGGCGAGGAAGAGCACGCGAGGGUAUUAUUUCAACGGGGAGUGCUGCGAGCUCCCAACGGUCCGCACUCUGGUUAAAAGCUCCCGGGCGGAGGAAAGAGGGAACAGCCCGGCACUGAGAACAGAAACGCUAGUAAGCACUAAGCCAACUCUGGUGCUCUCAGGGGGUGGGCCUUUGGGGGCAGGAAGGGAAGGUGAGAAAAGGGUUUCUCUUAGGCUCCUGGCUAAAGGAGCACCAUCCGGCAGAGAAACUAGAGAGAGAGCUGAUUUGGGCUCUGAACGCGAGCCCCGGGAUACCUGGGCACUGAGGUCAAGGGAAGCUGCUAUCGCUGUGCCCCUGUUUUCUCUCUCUGCUCCACCUAGUCCUCAGAAAGAGGAUGACUCGGCCAGCUCACAGCCCCCGAGCUCCCCUCCCACCGAAAGAGGGGAGGCAAGAGCUGGAGGCACCAUUUCCUGGCAGGCUGGCAGCAGGCUGGAUUCCCCUGGGGAGAGUGGGCCCAAAGACAGCAGCAGCACGCAGGCUGCAGAUUUUACAGCCCUUCCUGUCUUGGAAUCACCCGGCAGGGAGGAAGGUUCCCCAGGUUCAGAAAUACAAACUAUUCCAGACCUUCCUGCCAGCCCAGAGCCAAGGUCUCCUUUGCAGCCCUCUGCUGCUGUGGACACUGCACCUCUGGUCGGUGCUGAUGUGAGGGAUCCUGCUGAGCUUCCAGGCACUGGAGACGUGGAGCCCUCUGGGGUGCAUCCUGCAGAGCCCUCUGCGUGCUCUCUGGACCUGCACAUUCCUGAUGAGCCUCCUGCCGCUGUGCAAGGGGAGUGUCCCCCAGAGCCCCUUGCCACCUUGCAGUGUCCAGAUGUGAACAAAAGCAUCGACGCUAAACCAGAAGCCGAACUACCAGGCAUGCUGGGUGACAGCUCACUUGAGCAAGAGGAGGUCACGCCAGCCAACACAGGCCUUUCUGAAAUCUUGGAAGGGGAGACAGUGCAGAAUAAUAGUCUGCCAGAUGAGAAAGAGCUUGUUGAAGGUGAAAUGCUGCCUGAGCCUGAGGGCUCAGAAGCAGCAGGGAAAGACUCCAUCUCUUCUAAAGAGAGUCUAGACAAGAAGCGAAAGAAAGGGAGGAGAGUGCUUGUGGCAUCAGACCGGCGUCUCCGAAGCCAGCAGUCGCAGCCGCCCAUGGAGGGCAGUGCUGAGGAAGCUGGCUCUUCCAGCUCUGUGCAGCUUCCUUGCCUUCAGAUCAAACUCUCCAAGAGUCCUGGCGCUAAGCGGUUUAAGAGAGAAGUGCAGCUGGAUGGGGUAGCAUCCAUGCACUUCCCAAAUGACUGCUUCCAUAAAACGCUGCUCAGGAACAGUGAGGGGUUGAGCACUGACCAAGCUCCAGAGAGCAUCCCUGAGCAGCUGCCAGGUGAGGAGAACGGUGUCACUACUAGACAAACCUAUAAAAGCAUCCUAGCAAAAGAGACUGCAGCAGAGGGAGAAAAAUCCUCAAAAGAUGACCCCCCUGCUAAAGACGGCCAAAGUCAGGCAGGUGAGAUGCUGGAAAUCUGUGUCCAGGCUGAUUCUGAGAAGAGGAGCAUUCUCCUUCCUCAGGAAAGCAGUAUGGCUGCAAAUGAUGCAGAGCAAGUGGAAGUGAAACCAGGCGAUGACAGUGCAAAGGAGGAGGAGGAGGAGGAGGAGGAGAGUGCUGACAGUGCCAUGGACAAAGAGAAACUUGAGAAUUUUGAGCCAGUGACCAAUUCACCUCCGUGUCCCAGCAGCAGAGGUGGAAGCAAGCAUGUUCCAGCAAAGGCUGUGAAGCAUAAAAAGAUAGCCCUGCAGUUUUAUAACUUAAGACACACACCUGCACCUGUAGGCCCUGCAAAAAAGAACGCACUGGGGAAGGAGUCUGUGCAAGCAAUCCCCAAACUGAGGGAUGAAUGCAGUUCAGGGAAUGAUGACUCCUCAGCUUUGGAGGAUGUAGACACAGCUGACAGCAAACCAAAGUUCAUGGAGUGGUGUGCUGAAGAGGAAAACCAGGAGCUCAUUGCCGAGUUCAAUGCCCAGUAUAUGAAAGUUCAGAAGGGCUGGAUUCAGCUGGAAAAGGAAGUGCAACCGACCCCCAAGGUGAAGAACAAAGCCGACAAACUGAAAGAGAUUUGGAAAAGCAAGAAAAGGACACGGAAAAGUAGAGGGUCACUGGAAGUUCAGAAGCUUUCUCCCGUCCAGAUGUUGUUUAUGAAGGCCUUUAAGCUGUCUGACAUCUGCCAAUGGUUCCUGGAGACAACUGAAACCAGAUCUCUAGUGAUUGUGAAGAAACUCAACACCCGUCUCCCAGGAGAGAUACCACCCAUCAAGGUCCCCCUGCAGAAGUAUUCCUCUUCUAGUCUUUAUCCCAGCUCACUGCAAGCUGAACGUUUGAAAAAACACCUCAAGAAAUUUGCUGCAACUACCCCAGCUCGGAAUAACCUGAAGAACCAAAAGCUGUGGGCCAAAAUUCGAGAGAAUGCUGAAAAAGCAGAGGCUGAAGAAACCACUGGUCCCAAUCAGACGUCUCCCUCUGAAGCCAGCUCUGAAGAAGUGAGCGAAGACAAAAACGUUCAGUCCACUCCAAGCUUGCCCACGCAGGCAAGCACGAGGAUCCUGCGGAAAUACUCCAAUCUGCGGGGCAAACUCCGAGCCCAGCAUCGCAUGAUGAAGGCAGAGAAGAAGAGCGAUGGCCCGGGAGAUCACCCUUCCGUAGAGGGCAAACAAAGCCGGAAGAGCGUGUGCAUCAACCCACUGAUGUCUCCAAAACUGGCCUUGCAGAUCAAAGCGGAUGCAUUUCCUGCUAAAUCUCCAUCAGUAGAAGGGCAGGGAAAGGGGCGGAAAGGAAAAAGCAAGUCCCAGGAGGACCCCUCACCCAAAUCUGACCUCCAACUCAGUAGAAAGAAGAGGACACUGAAGGAGAGCGGCAGCAUGCAGGAGCGGUCAGGCUCUUCCAGUAAAGACAAGCUGCCUGCCAAGAAAGCCAGUAAAAUAAAGCAUUCGGAGGUCAGCACAAAAGCUCCUGCAACCAGAAAGCAAGCUGCCAUGGAGAGAAGCAAUAAGCUUGCUAAAAAGAUAUCUUUGAAAGAGAAGAGAGCCCCGAAAAGGCAGCUUGAGAAAGUGCGGCUCCCCAUGCGGAAGGGCAAGGAAAACACGAGCCGACGGGCCGUGCUGCCUCCCAGCCAUGAGGAGCUGGCCAAGUCUCAGAAGCAGAAGCCCCUGGGGGAGUCUUCAACACGGUCACAGAAGAUGGCCAACAAGAAGCCCAGCAGUGGGAAAACCCUGACAAGGUCCAUGAAGAAGAUGCAGGAGAGCAGUGGGGUGCAGGGCAAGAGGAAGCUGAGGGCAAAAGUUGACUGUUCGCACAGCAAGCGCUCACGACUGGAUACGAAAUAGCAAAGAACUGGUAGCCAUGUACAAAACUCUUGUAUAGUAGUAACCCUUUACCAUGCAUUAACUAAAGCUGCUUUUAUAAGCUGUAGCAAGCCUUUAAAAAUCCGCAGUUAAAGGAUAACGCCCAUGAUUUUAGGCAUCGGAAGAUAUGUCUCAGACAGAGAAGAGAUCAGCCUGUCUGUCUCUGCUGUUCAGAAGGAAGUUUCUGCAGUUUGAAUGUUCCUUGGAUUUUUAAACUUGGAACCAGGCAGUUUUAGUUAAAAGUACAGUGCCUUAUUUAUCACUUUAAAAAUAAAAAUAAGUAGCUCGUC